UUCAGACAACGCUAGGUCCAUCCUGCUGUGUUUACCGUGACACAAUGCUCUGAGCUUUCGUGUUGUUUGUGCGAUUAAGCUAGCUACCAUCGUAGUUGUGGUUACUGUCGUCGUUUUACAUCCACUGUGAGCAGAGGUGAUCGGUGUUUAUUUCAACAUGGAGUCCGCCGAGGCCAACGGCCAGACGAGCCCGGAGGAGAAGAGCGGUGUGUCGGCGGCGCAGAGGAGAGCCGAGAUCCGGAGGAGAAAGCUGCUCAUGAAUUCAGAGGACAGGAUGAAGAGGAUCGUGGGCUUUGCCAAAAACGACUCCGAUGCCAACUCAGCAGCGUCCCGGCGUCCCACAGAGCCCCGCUUCCACCUCGACCUUGACAGGACAGACACGUGGCCGUCGUCGUCCUCUGCCUCCCCGAGACUGUCCCCCUUCCUGCCAGAGUCUUCAGGUCUGAGCAGCCACUCACACAGUGCCACCCCGGAGAGGAGGGGUUCCCCGCUGCCCGACUGCAGCGAGCCACUUGGGGGCACUGUGGAGGAUGAGGCUGCAGGGGUCCGGCAGAGACCCAGAGGUGAGCGGGCCUCGGACGACCCCAGCGGCUCCCCGCGCCGAGGGAUACAGAAGUACUUGUCUCGUUUCGAUGACGCCAUGAAACUCCGAGGCCAGCUGGCCAGUGAGAAGCCGGCUCAGGACGGGGGCUCUGACUCAGAGGAAUUUGAUUCAUUCAGAAUCUUCAGGCUCAUUGGCAGCGUCCUCCUUGCCGUGUUUGUCAGGGUUUUUGUCUGCAAGUACCUGUCAAUAUUUGCCCCAUUUCUUACUCUCGAACUGGCCUACAUGGGAUUAUAUAAAUACUUUCCAAAGGAAGAGAAGAAAACCAAGACCACUGUGCUGACUGCUGCCCUGCUGCUGUCUGGCAUCCCUGCUGAGGUCAUCAACCGCUCCAUGGACACCUACAGGAGGAUGGGCGACGUCUUCGCCGACCUCUGCGUCUACUUCUUCACCUUCAUCCUCUCACACGAGAUCCUGCAGCUCUUCGGGUCAGAGACUCCUUGAUUGGCGGGGCGAGGAACACAAUAGCCCCGCGCCCAAACACCCUCUCCCUCCCCCCAUCUUCCCAUUACAACAAAGCAUGCUCAUUUCCGCCGGCUGAUGCGAGUUUGUGGUCGACUCGGAGCGAACAAACCUCACUGCCUUGCCACGCGUCGGCUGGAUUCAUGCUCGUUACUUUAGCGCUUCAGCUUCCAGUAAAUGUGAUCAGAAAGUCCAGUGUUUCCUUGUUAUUUAUGAUGGUGGCAGCUCCGUGCUGCAGUCGAGUCAGAGAAACAAAGUGGAUGCGCACAAAAGACAAUGGCACAGUAUUUAUUAUGCUGAGUUAAACUCAGUUUUCAAGGCCAGAACACUUCAAAACAGCCUUUCAACAAUGCAGUAGGGCUGGGCGAUAUAUUGAUAUUAUAUCGAUUCGGUGACAUAAGACUAAAUAUCGUCUGAGAUUUUGGAUGUCAUAAUAUCUUGAUCUGACAAAAGUGUUGUCUUGUCCUGGUUUUAAAGGCUGCAUCACAGUAAAGAGAUGACAUUUUCCAAACUUGCCAGACUGUUGUAGCUGUUAUAUUAUUCAUCUCUACCUGCUUGGUCAUCACAUCCUCAUUACUAAUUUCUCGUGUUUAAAUAUCUUAUAAAAACAACAAUAGUCAUCUCUACUAUAUCGAUAUCAAAGUAUCGAUAUCAAACAUAUUGUGAUAUGUAAUUUUGUCUAUAUCGUCCAGUCCUACAAUGCAGUUAGCACUUUUUAAUUGCAUUUUAUUCCGUUUGGGAAAUUAGUUUGCGCUCGGCCUGUCUGACAUUGCGGUAGGCAGCCACAGAUGAAAGCCUACGCAUGAGAAACACUGGAGCCCCUCCACGUCUUCCUGACCUCCAGAGAGAGUCCAGAAGCUGGGGCUGGGUGUCAUGACAUAAUACCAACCAGGGUGGCAAAAGUAACUGCUGCCACCAUAUAAAUGCAAGUAAAUUUACGCUGUGGCUGGUAAAACUUGUUUACUCUGCUGGGCAUGGGGUAUGGGUCUGUGCUAUUAUAAACCAAAUCUGCUGGUAAAAUCAUAAAAACAUCUUAUAAAAUUUGUAAUCCAUCAGCCAGACAAAUAAGUGGAUUUCCUAUCCAGUCUACAACACUCUUAAUGCCUUUUUUUUUUUUUUUUUUUUUUUUUUUUUGAACAUGCACAGUUUAUCUCAACCUAAACUGCAUUUCACAUAACACUGACAAGCCUUCCUCCUCGAUGAUAUUUGUUGAUUUUGGAUAGAAGAGACCUGUUAGGGCAACAUGUUUCCAGUUCAUUCAUUUAGGAGGUAAUCGAACGCCUCAACUGACUGAAUUGUAUGUGAGGUCAUUGAGGUUAUUUAUCCGCUAUGACUGACAGAAACAGUCGAUCUCUAAAUUCAGCUGAGGGAUUAAAAUGGAAUAUGCUUAUGAUUGACAGAAGCAGGUGAUGUCUGUCUCCCUGAUAUUAAAUUUAGAUAUCAACACCUGAUUACCUGUGCUGAGUUCUUGCCACAUCUGCAUAUUCAGCCCAGCUGCUUGGAAAAAAUGUUGCCAUUUUACAUUUCUGCCAACCAAGGACACGCUGAAAUGUUGCAUUUUCAAAUUUCUUGACUAAGAUAAAGCCGCAUUAGGAUGAAGGUCGGCUGCUGGAUGGCACAAACAACACCACUUUGCCUCUGCAGACCAGGGUUUGAGUCCCGUGUCAAGCAAAAGGCGUGUUUGUUUUUAGCUAAUGCUUUGUAAUGUUGAUCAUGACCUUUUCCUAACUUUACCCAUGAUGACAAACCUUUUCCUAACCAUAACCAAGUUGUGUCUGUAACAAAGUAUUCAACAAACACGUGACCUUGAUGCAGGCUCCACCACAUUGGCUUUAAGACUAAAUGUUGAUAUGCAACGUAUUUUUGGUCCAGAAAUGUUGACAUUUCAAUGUAUUUGUUGGUUUGAAAAACAUAAAAUGACAACAUGUUAUUCUGGCGACUGGAUUGGCACCUCAGCCAUAGUAGUAUAAUAAACAAGCUUUGCAGGUUAGAAAAAAGAGAAAUACUGGAACAAGAUUUUUGUGAUGUGGGUGGAGAUCCAUUCUCUAUCAUUUUUAGUCAGAGUGGAAAGUUGAUGAGGCAGGUUUGCUUCCCAUUUAAGGCUCCAGUGACACGGUAAGCUGUCUUGUCUGUAGCCUGAGUGUCUCCUCCAGUUGUAGAGUUGUAGAGUUGUAGCUCAGUUGACGAGAACUAAACGGCUGUGAUUUGUCUUUUUUACCCAGCUAACUAGCCAAAAAGCUAAUUUAGAAAAACAACUAAUGCCGAUGCGAACAUGUGAGUAACAGCCACUGCUAACUAUCCCCCACUAAAUACGUCGGCUAGCGGGCAAACCAGACUUAUACAGCAAGACGGCAACAACUAUCCAACGAUCUGACCAGACACCAUGAUUUGCAAGUUUCCAAUUUGACAUGAUGUAAACGCAAAAUCAGUCAGGCUUAUUUGUGGCAAUUCCCUGUCAAAUACCACAUGGAAAAUAACUGGGGACCUCCAAUGUGGCCAGCAAUGGCUGUCUUAUGCCACCUGGAAACCCUCUGUUGGGAAGGGAGUUUAGGGCGGGCCUCUCGAUCAGAAGGUGCACUGAGAAACGUUGAGGGUGGAUCCAAGUUAGAAUCAUUUCGACUCAGCUGACAAAAAGGUGGAAUAAGCUUUAAGCUCUAAGUUAUCAGUGAGUCAAGGCUGUGAUGAGAGCCAUGUAGAGUCACUCAUCAGAUUUUGUGCUUAUUCCUUUUUUUUUUUUUUUUUUUGUCACUUUAGUCUGAAGGGUUCUUAUCAGUUAUUAUUCCAUGUUUUUUUUUGUUUUUUUUGUUUUUUUGGCACAUUCAGUCUAAAGCAGUGGUUCUCAAAUGGGUGUGUUUGUACCCAUAGGGUUUUUUUUUUAUGUUAAUUUAAAAACUAUCAGGCAUGCAUAAUUCCUUAAAUAAUUAGCCUAUAUGACAACAAGUUCAAUAAAAAAUGUAAGUUUGAUAAACCACAUUUUAUAUUCAGCUCUCCCUCUGGGUUUCCCGAAGGUGUCAAAUGUGUGUGUUUGUGGUUUACAUCUGCUGCCGUGGUCGUCAAGCAAGAACAAUGGAUUGGACUUCUCUAUGUAGGGUUUUUUCCUACCUUUUUUUUUUUCCCCCCCCACUGGUCAGGGGCUGAAAAAAAAAAAAAUCAAAGGGGGUACAUGAUUGAAAAUAGUUUGAGAACCACUGGUCUAAAGGAUCCUCACCUCAGUGCAAACUUACAUGUGCGCCUUUUAAACUUGGGAAGCAAAUGCAGUAAAUAUGAUGUCACCAUGGCAGUCAACAUUGAUAAAACACUCUAACUAUGGGAGAAACAGGCCUAUGAUCUGCUUGGGUCCAAACCCUUUGGUCUACAAACUCCCGGCUACUCAGUAUACAUUAACGAUUGAGAUGAUGAGCUAUGAUUUCUCCAUUUCCAUCUCUGUUAGGCCUUGAAUCUCUGCAACACAGAUGGAGAUUGAGUUUAAAAGCAUAUUUAAAGUAUUGAAGAACAUUUCAAGAUGUUUUUACAGCCUUGUCACCAAGCGCUGUCAUGGCUAACAAAUGCUGAAGACUUCAUCCAUUAUCUCCAAACCUAAAACACUGAGCCGCUGGCAUUGGUCAAUUUCCAGUGUCUGUGAUUGGCUUCCUAACAGACCUGAGCUGUCCCUUUGAACAUGUGGAUGGUGAUCAACUGCAUUUGUACUGAAAAACAUCUCACAGGCGAUGCUUAAAAGUUCCCUGUUUUGUUGUUGCGCUGUCUGACACAGUGUUCGCAAGGGUCCACCUACAUUCUGAAAACUUUUUCCUCCUUCAUUUUUUUUUGUCUCAGAAGAAGCAUUUAUGUCCUUCAGGACUCCGUGAAUGUGUAGUGUAUUAUUUUGCACCAUUACAAACUUACAAAUCGCAGUAAACGUCAUACUUUAAUGUACCAUACAGAGUGUGUGAGAGAUGGGGGAGGGAACAUUUUGGGUCUACUGGAAGGUGUGUGUUGUCCCUGCUGUUCGCUGUGAGGCAGUGGGAUUUUGCGUGCUUGUGUCUUGGGUAGUUCUGAUGAAACGUCGUGUCUCGCUCUGCUUCGUCUCAGCCUCACUCUAACAUAUACUCUCUCAACUCCUGUGGUAUGUUUAUGUCCUCUUUCCAUACUUGUCAUUUUGUCAUCCAAAUUAAUUUAUUAAGUUUCUCUGUGAAUGUUUUGUUUAUGUAAAUGAAUUGGUGUGAUUUACUACUUGUUGGACUUACUUGAUUGUUUUUAAUAAUGUUUACAGAAUAAUUGUGCUCAGUUAUUGAACUGUAAUUGUUUUUUGAUUAUAUAUUGCGAUUUAAAACUCAAUAUUGAAUUGGUAUCCACAUAAUGUAACAGUCUCUGCUUAAAAGAAACAUUUACCAGAAUGAAUAACCCAGGACAAUUCAAACCAAAUAAAUACUUGUGUAACAUA
This is a messenger RNA of Myripristis murdjan (pinecone soldierfish), 5483 nucleotides long. RefSeq names its product calcium modulating ligand (gene camlg). Lineage: Eukaryota; Metazoa; Chordata; Actinopteri; Holocentriformes; Holocentridae. Gene Ontology annotation, cellular component: GET complex. The transcript has 4 exons. Bases 158 to 1045 code for a protein of 295 amino acids. The record is from RefSeq and is a predicted model, not a curated record. Gene Ontology annotation, biological process: tail-anchored membrane protein insertion into ER membrane.